CGUACUGAUGUAGAAGUGGUGUUUUGUACAUAUAUUUAUAAUACAUCUAUUAUGACUGCGAUAACUCAUAAAAAUUUUACGUUAAAAUCGGUCGAAUUAAAAAAAAAGUUUUAAUAAAAGUGAAUAUUUUUUAACGACUCAUUAACAUUAUUUUUUUUUAUCAUUCGGAUGUGCGAUGGUUUGACACGAGGACCGGGUUAUCAUUAAUGUUAAAACGACAAACUGGAAAUACUAUGACCAUCCAAAACGUGAGCCUCGACAACGGUGCUUCUGGAACUUCUUCGUCUGAGGCUAUGUGCGAGAAAUCGAACAAAAACGGACACAUCAGUUUCAGUGUGGCAUCGCUUUUAGCGGACACCAGGCCGAACACCAAUAAUAAUAAUAACAACAAUAACAGUAACAGAUCAACAUCGCCGGUUUCCCAAAACUCAACCCUUCCAAAUUCAAGCCCACCACACCAAUCAAGCGAUGAAGAGUACGAUUCAAACGCCGAAGACUCGAUCGUUGACGUCGAAGAUCUUAAUUCCGAUAACAAAGAUUCGGAAGAUGCUAAAGACGCGGAAAGUUUCGUCGCGCAAAGAGACUUUGGUAGAGAAAAUGUGUUGAAUCAAGCCCCGAUUAGACCAACACCUUUCUCUGCAUUAGCCGCCGCUGUUUAUCAAGCGGCUCAUCCUAAUUGGCCACAUCAAAGUCUUGUUAAUCCAUUUGCUGGACCAGGACCUAUGUUUCAAGGACCUACACCUUUUGGCGUACCAAAUUUAAAUUCAGAGUCGAACGGGGAAGCACCGAAGCUGAAAUGUAAUCUACGGAAGCACAAACCGAACAGAAAACCUAGGACACCAUUUACUACGCAACAACUGCUUGCUUUAGAGAAGAAAUUCAGGGAUAAACAAUAUUUAAGCAUAGCUGAAAGAGCCGAAUUUUCAAGUUCAUUACGAUUAACAGAAACACAAGUUAAAAUUUGGUUUCAAAACAGAAGAGCAAAAGCUAAACGUUUACAAGAAGCGGAACUAGAAAAGUUAAAAAUGGCCUCCUUUUCAAGACAUCCACACGCGCUAUAUCCUCACCCCGCUUUGCAAGGAUAUUUUCAGCAUGGAGCGGCGGCUCACCCUUUGGCUUCGCUUUUGGGGGCGACCAGACCCCCGAUGGCUCCAAUGGGGUUGAUACCCCAACCGUCACCCCAUUUGGCCUCACCCCAAAGCGGUGGUGGCACCGGUAACGUUCGGACGCCCAGCCCUCAUAUGUCCUAAAGAAAUAGAGAAUUUGGAAACGGGAAGGGAGGGCUCUAACUGGAAUAAGAGAGGAAACCGUAUACGUGAUUCCACAGUUGCAAUAUGUAAUUUAUUUCUUGCUCCCCUUCCGAAAAGGCGGAGUAAAUAUAUUGUGAUGAUUAUGGUAAUAAUAAAGGGCAAUGUCAAUCUGAAAAUAGUUCGACGUUGUUGUUGUUAUUAUUAUUAUAGCUUACUUGUAAAUAAUUAUUAUUACUUUAAUUUAUUACGAUAUUUUUU
This is a messenger RNA of Onthophagus taurus, 1508 nucleotides long. Its product is annotated as muscle segmentation homeobox protein Drop. The record is from RefSeq and is a predicted model, not a curated record. Gene Ontology annotation, molecular function: DNA-binding transcription factor activity, RNA polymerase II-specific; RNA polymerase II transcription regulatory region sequence-specific DNA binding. Gene Ontology annotation, cellular component: nucleus. Gene Ontology annotation, biological process: embryonic morphogenesis; regulation of transcription by RNA polymerase II. NCBI's taxonomy places the organism in Eukaryota, Metazoa, Arthropoda, Insecta, Coleoptera, Scarabaeidae.